Molecule: messenger RNA, 666 nt
Organism: Zerene cesonia (dogface butterfly)
Lineage: Eukaryota; Metazoa; Arthropoda; Insecta; Lepidoptera; Pieridae
Product: poly(U)-binding-splicing factor half pint-like
Exons: 2
Biological process (GO): regulation of alternative mRNA splicing, via spliceosome; alternative mRNA splicing, via spliceosome; mRNA splice site recognition
Cellular component (GO): catalytic step 2 spliceosome; precatalytic spliceosome
Molecular function (GO): RNA binding
Source: RefSeq, a predicted model, not a curated record
CCGCCGCCCGGCGUCGUGAUCCCGGCGGCGCCCGGCGCGCCCGCCGCGCCCGCGCCCGCGCCCCCGCUCGCCCCCGCGCCCCCGCCCGCCCUCGCGCCUGCUCCCGCGCCCCUGCCCGCGGACGGCGACGGCGGGCAGGCGGCGCUGCAGCGCAAGUUGCUGGACAGCUCGCCCGACACGCUGCAGCAGCAGGAGUCUCUGUCCAUCUCGGGGCAGUCGGCGCGGCACCUGGUGAUGCAGCGGCUGAUGCGGCGGCGCGCGUCGCGCACGCUGCUGCUGCGCAACAUGGUGUCGCCGCGCGAGGUGGACGACGCGCUGCACCACGAGAUCCGCGACGAGUGCGGCAAGUGGGGCCGCGUGCAGCGCGUGGUCAUCUACAACGAGCGCCAGAGCGAGGCCGACGACCCGGCGCGCGCGCACGUCAAGAUCUUCGUCGAGUUCGCCGAGCCGGACGAGGCGAGCGCGGCGGCGGCGGCGCUGGAGGGCCGCUACUUCGGCGGGCGCACCGUGCGCGCCGCGCUCUACGACCAGGACCUGUUCGACCACGGCGACCUGUCGGCCUGACGCGCGCCCCGCGCCCCGCGCGCCGCUCUGUACGACCAGGACCUGUUCGUACAGAGCGGCGCACUUGCCGCCGACUUAUUUUAAUAUACGAUUACGUUUAUA